CGUAGGUUUAUCAUUUUGUGAAAGUAUAUUGCCUUAGAAAAAUGUCACAAAAAAACCAAAGAGGAAAUCAGAAAGAAUGAAGAUGCUAUAUAUUAACACCGGUCUCCAGCGUCCCACAAUUGACAGCGCUACAGAAACGCACACACAAACCUAAAUCGGUAAACGAAGAAGAGAGAUUUUCGAUCGAUUUGUGCGGAUUCGGAUUAGGGUUUUGCCCGUGCUGUUGAUCUUCAGCUUCCGCAUCAAUGGCGACGGGGAAAUCACCUACGCCGGCAUCGCAGGAGCUGCAGCAGAGCAAUGCAGCGGCUAGACCUGGCCUGAGGAAGCCAGUCUUUGUUAAGAUCGAACAGCUCAAGCCCGGCACCAAUGGCCACACACUCAUCGUCAAGGUUGUUAGCUCCAAUACCGUGUUGCAGAAGGGUCGAUCGGUGUCUCAGCACCUUCGACAGACGCGGAUCGCCGAGUGCCUUGUUGGCGAUGAAACUGGAACCAUUUUGUUCACUGCUCGUAAUGAUCAGGUUGAUCAAGUAAAACCUGGGACAACUAUCAUUCUUCGAAAUGCAAAGAUCGACAUGUUCAAAGGGUCUAUGAGGCUAGCAGUUGAUAAAUGGGGCCGCAUUGAGCUUGCCGAACCUGAAGAUUUUGUCGUCAAGGAAGACAAUAAUCUAUCUCUAGUUGAGUAUGAACUUGUGAAUGUUGCAGAGGAAUGAGAAGGUACUACUAAAGGCCAACUUUAUGCAUACCAUGGGUUGAGAUAGCUGGUCAUCGAGUUUCCUGGUAAUCUGCUGAUGUGAAUAUAUAACAACGCUAUAUUAUAAUUUUGUGUGGGUGAAGUGUUUAAGCGAACAAUCCCUUGAUUUCUUCUAAACUUCAAAACAUGAAAGCUAUAUUCCGUCGGUAUGACUUACAUGAAGGCCUGUUUUGUCUGAUAAAGGUAUAAAUAGGUACUAGUUUGGUACUUAUAACUCUGGGAAUGUAAUCAAGCAUUAACACGACAAAGAAUGCUUUGGUAUGCUCUGAUAUCAUUUAUCACAUGCAGAUAUUUGCUGCGUAUGUAUAUUGUA
Benincasa hispida (wax gourd) is the source of this 1064-nucleotide messenger RNA. RefSeq lists its product as uncharacterized. The record is from RefSeq and is a predicted model, not a curated record. NCBI's taxonomy places the organism in Eukaryota, Viridiplantae, Streptophyta, Magnoliopsida, Cucurbitales, Cucurbitaceae.